AUGUCUUCAGCAUUCAGCGGCGAUGAAACUGCUCCCUUCUUCNUUGCAGCACUGACUAUACCGUUUCCCAGAUGUAGACCUCCGAUCAAUAAUUUAGCUGCCCCAUUUGUAGCUAAUGCACAGCAGCCAAAACUAUUCGUGGGAAUGAUCCUCAUUCUCAUCUUUGCUGAAGCUCUUGCCUUGUAUGGCCUUAUUGUUGGCAUCAUCUUGUCUUCACGAGCUGGCCAGUCCAGAGCAGAGUAAAGAUGUGCUGUUUACUAGGUUUUUCUUUGUAUUCAGUUAUGUUAUCUGCUGGGAGAAAACCCUAAAGGAAUGCUGGAAAAUAUUGUAUUCUUGGCGGGGUAAAACAGUCCUUUAAGGUUUUCCUUGUACUUCCCACGAAACUAAUUACCCGUGAACAUUGAUUUUAUGAUGGUCAGUGCUGUGUUUGUAGAGAGUAGGAUUGAGUUUGUGACAAUAAAAAGCUUGUAAAGCUAUCUAUUGGGCUCUUAUCGAUGAUGUAUUUUGCAGUCAUUACUUUAAAUGUUGCUAUCCUGGAGUUAUCAUGAUGUUUUGUAUACAUUUUCAGUGGGUAAUUUGAGUUGCAAUGAUAAGAAUGUAAUGUAUGUGUGUAACCACUUUGUUAGAUAAAUUUCCAG
This is a messenger RNA of Ilex paraguariensis (yerba mate), 638 nucleotides long. The record is from the annotation of a GenBank genome assembly. Lineage: Eukaryota; Viridiplantae; Streptophyta; Magnoliopsida; Aquifoliales; Aquifoliaceae.